Cherax quadricarinatus is the source of this 2120-nucleotide messenger RNA. RefSeq lists its product as uncharacterized. The record is from RefSeq and is a predicted model, not a curated record. Gene Ontology annotation, biological process: positive regulation of voltage-gated potassium channel activity; regulation of synaptic transmission, cholinergic; sleep. Lineage: Eukaryota; Metazoa; Arthropoda; Malacostraca; Decapoda; Parastacidae.
GACCCGCCUGCUAUGCAUCGUUCAGUGGGCAUUCGUACACUUGCUCAUCCAAACCCCGCUGGGCUAUGGCGUGUCAUUGCAAGUCAUAUACCUUCCUUGUGAGGAUAGGCGAGGCUAGAAGUAGAGACAGUGUCUGUGUGGUGGCAUUAAGACGGAAACAGAAUAUGUGGUAGUGGCGACUUGAAUCUACUCAGUCCUGAGUCACUCAGCGCAGAGGCUCACCGCCACAGUGCUCCACUCCACUACUUGCAUCAUACUCGCAAAGAAGGUGGUGUGUACGAGUGUAUGUCCAGUGAUCUCGCCAGACGACCUAGUGAAGACGCUGAAACAAGGAGCAAGUGAGGAAUUUGAUUUAUAUGUGCGGAGAGGGGAAGAAAAGUGACACCUCUAACAUCGUCGUAAUGGAUGUCACAAUAACAACUGUCCUGCUUCUCUUAGUAUUGCGUGAUGCUCUAGGGGACGACGAGGAAUCUUUGUAUUGCUAUGAAUGCGGCACAGGCGUGGCCGGGGAACCUGAUUGUGAAGACUUCAUCCAAGCCUCCUCAUGGGCCUCCUUCUGGAGAAAGUGUCAGAAAGAUCAUAUCUGCGUCAAAUCUGUACCUAGCUGGGCGUCUGGUGAUGAGAGUCGGACAGUCCGCGGGUGUUCUCCGAGAAAGAACCUACAAGGGGUACCCUACAAGGAGGGUUGCUGGAGCCACGCCACCUCCACUACCAUUAUCUGCUUCUGUACCACCAACAGCUGCAACACUGCAAGUACCAUCACUCUCCCUGCCCUCACACUCACGACCGUGCUUGUCCUCAGCAUUCUCUUCAGGUGAUGGAUGAAGGAGGACAACGCAGCAGAGGGCCAGACCUCAGGAACAAGAAGUAGGAACCAGAUCUCAGGAUCAAGAAGUGGGGUCCAGACCUCAGGAGCAAUGAUUGGGGUCCAAACCCCAGAAACAAGGACUGGGGUCCUGACCUCAGAAAUAAGGACUGGGUUCCAGACCUCAAAAACAAGGAGUAGGGUCCAGAUCUCAGGAGCAAGGACUAGGGACCAGACCUCAGGAGCAAGGACUGGGGUUCAAACCUCAGAAACAAAGACUGGGGUCCAGACCGCAGAUACAAGGAGUGGGUACAAGCCUUAGGAGCAAGGACCAGGCAUCAACAGUAAGGAUCAGGGCUCUUGAUCCAAAUAGCUGGAACUACCAUUCCCUUCCUUAGGAACCACCAUUGAUUACCCUCCAACAUCCCAUUCCCUAGGUGCUGUCGAACCUCUAAGGGUUUAGCGCUUCACAGAGCAAUAAAAAUACUAAAACUGAUCUGACAUUGAAGCGUUGUGUUGCAGCCACAAAAACACUUACAAAUAAUUCAGUAGCUACUUAGAAAUACGUAAUUAUACAUUAUAUUUCGAGGCGCUAGACCCUAUUAGGUGAUGCAGCACAAGGAGAAGUGUCGGCUCGAUCCUUCGUCAGCAGAUAGCGAGACAAACCAUAAUUAUUUACCGCAAUCAUCCAUGUAAUUACAUAUCUCACAUUCAUUGUAAAUAUUUAAUCAUCCAUACCUCAUUCCCAUAAACAUUGACGUUUGUGUUAUAUAUUUUAUAUAUAAUUCCCACACAUACAUAUGCCUAACAUCUGAGUUUGGUCUAUUUAGCAAGGUUGUUUUCUGUCAAAUAGCCAGAGGAAAAAAUUUUCAGGCCAUGACUCUACCAAAUUCAAUCUGAGCAUAACGAAAAAAAAAUAUAAUUUAUUUUAAGUAAUAUUAAAUUAAUGCAACUACCUAUGUAAUAUAUAGCAGAAUUUAACUAAAAAAAAUAAUUUAGUUUAAAUGAAGUUAGGUGAGGUUUCUACGUUUUUUUUUGUCCAAAAAUUUAAAUCUUUAUAUCAUUGUCAAUGAAAGAAAAAAAUCUUACUUUCUGUAAAAGAAUUUUUUAGAAAAGUUUAAUUUUUAAGGAAGUUUAGUGUGACUCCUAAGUUUAUAUUUACAACCACCUGAGUGAAUGUAUAUAAAAACUCUCAAUAAGACAUUGUCUUAUUAAUCUUAAGUUAGUCUUAAGUUUGUCCGAAAUGUUCUGCAUAUUAAGGGGCUUUUGUGUAUAUAGACAUGUCGUCCACCUGAAAUAAAGGAAUCUGAAUAGG